AUGCUCUCGCUGCUCGAAAGCAUGAUCCGCAUCCGCCGCUUCGAGGACAAAUGCGCCGAACUCUACACGCAGCAGAAGAUCCGCGGCUUCCUGCACCUUUACGACGGCGAGGAGGCGAUCGCAUCGGGCGUGAUCCCGGUGCUCACGCCCGCCGACCGGAUCGUCGCCACAUAUCGUGAGCAUGGACAUGCGCUGGUGCGCGGCGUCCCGAUGACCGCCGUCAUGGCCGAGAUGUACGGCAAGGCCGAGGGCUGUUCGGGGGGCCGCGGCGGCUCGAUGCACCUGUUCGAUUCGGCGACCAACUUCUAUGGCGGCAACGCGAUCGUCGGCGGCGGUCUGCCGCUUGCCGGCGGGUUGGCGCUGGCCGACAGGAUGCAGGGCACCGACAGCGUCACCGCCUGCUUCUUCGGUGAGGGCGCGGUGGCCGAGGGCGAAUUCCACGAAACGCUGAACCUGUGCAAACUCUGGAGCCUGCCCGUCCUUUUCGUGUGCGAGAACAACGGUUAUGCGAUGGGCUCGGCGCUGGCCCGCACGGAGGCGGAGACCGACAUCCACAAGAAGGCCGCCGUCUACGGCAUGCAUGCCGAGGUGGUCGACGGAAUGGAUGUCGUCGCCGUCGAGGCAGCGGCGCGGCGUGGCAUUCAGAGGAUUCGCGAGACGGGCGGGCCGGUCUUCCUUGAAUGCCGGACCUACCGCUUCCGCGCCCAUUCCAUGUUCGAUGCCCAGCUCUAUCGGGACAAGGACGAGGUGGAGCAAUGGCGCGGCAAGGGACCGAUCGUCCGCUUCAAGGGCUGGCUGUUGGAGAACGGUCUUGUCGAUGAAGCCGACGUGGCCGCCAUCGAGACCCGGGCCGACGCGGAGAUCGCCGAAGCGGUGGCCUUUGCGGAAGCCGGGACGUGGGAGCCGGUCGAGGAUCUGGAAAAGCAUGUGCUCGGCGAACAGCCGCCACCGCCCGUGCCCGCCAAGCCGUCAGGCGAGACCGAGGAGAUCAGCUACAGGGAGGCGGUCAAACGGGCGAUCCGGGAAGCGAUCGAGCGCGACGAUCGCGUGUUCCUGAUGGGUGAGGAUGUCGGCGCCUAUGGCGGCUGCUACGCCGUGACAAAGGGGCUGAUGGCGGAACUGGGCGAGGACCGCAUCCGCGACACGCCGCUUUCCGAAUCCGGUUUCACCGGCGCCGGCAUCGGCGCGGCAGCCGCCGGCAUGCGGCCGAUCGUCGAACUGAUGACCGUCAAUUUCAGCCUGUUGGCGCUCGACCAGAUCCUCAACACGGCGGCGACCAUGCGCCACAUGUCGGGCAAUGCGUUCGGCGUGCCGCUGGUAAUCCGCAUGGCGACCGGUGCCGGCAAGCAGCUUGCCGCCCAGCACUCUCAUUCGCUCGAGGGCUGGUAUGCCCACAUUCCCGGCCUCAAGGUGCUCGCGCCGGCAACGAUUGAGGACGCGCGCGGCAUGCUCUGGACGGCGCUCGAAGACCCCGACCCGGUGCUGAUCUUCGAAAACGUCAUGCUCUACAACCAAACCGGCACGAUCGACACCAAUGCGGGCGCGGUGCCGAUCACCGGCGCUGCGGUCCGGCGUCCCGGCACCGAUAUCUCGCUGAUCACCUAUGGCGGCUCGCUGUACAAGGUGAUGGAGGCGGCAGACCAACUGGCUGGCGAGGGAAUCGAGGCCGAGGUCGUCGAUCUGCGCGCGUUGCGGCCACUGGACGACGAGACGAUCAUGGCGUCCGUUGCGCGCACGCGGCGCGCAUUGAUCGUCGACGAGGGCUGGCGGACCGGGUCGCUGGCGGCCGAAGUGUCGGCGCGGAUCAUGGAACAGGGAUUCUGGAACCUCGAUGCACCGGUCGGCCGCGUCUGCUCUGCCGAAGUCCCGAUCCCCUAUCCCAAGCACCUCGAGGACGCCGCGAUCCCGCAUGUCGAGAGCAUCGUUGCCGGCGCCAGGGCCGUGAUGGGGCGCUGA
Effrenium voratum is the source of this 1956-nucleotide messenger RNA. The record is from the annotation of a GenBank genome assembly. Lineage: Eukaryota; Dinophyceae; Suessiales; Symbiodiniaceae.